Betta splendens (Siamese fighting fish) is the source of this 1067-nucleotide messenger RNA. It is a transcript of the gene exosc8, whose product is annotated as exosome component 8. Gene Ontology annotation, biological process: nuclear mRNA surveillance; U5 snRNA 3'-end processing; TRAMP-dependent tRNA surveillance pathway. Gene Ontology annotation, cellular component: cytoplasmic exosome (RNase complex); nuclear exosome (RNase complex). The record is from RefSeq and is a predicted model, not a curated record. The coding region runs from base 140 to 973 and encodes 277 amino acids. Lineage: Eukaryota; Metazoa; Chordata; Actinopteri; Anabantiformes; Osphronemidae. The transcript is spliced from 12 exons.
AUGACAGCAAGAACUAAGACAGUCUACGGAUUGCGAGUAAACAGGCGAGAAACGUUUGUGGGGUGAGACAAACCGUAUCCAGUAACUACCUCUGUGGGUAAAGUACGUACAUGAAACCCACGUGGUCAAUCAAAACAUCAUGGCGGCUGGUUUUAAGACGGCUGAGCCUCUGGAGUAUCACAGGAGCUUUCUGAAAGAAAACUGUAGACCUGAUGGACGGGUGCUCUCAGAAUUCAGAACCACCACACUGAAUAUAGGCUCCAUUUCAACUGCAGACGGUUCAGCCCUGGUGAAGGUUGGGAGCACCACAGUCAUUUGUGGGAUCAAAGCGGAGUUGGCGAACCCCGCAGUGGAGACGCCUGGUAAAGGCUACAUCGUGCCGAAUGUGGACCUGCCUCCUCUGUGUUCAUCUCGCUUUCGACCGGGUCCACCGGGAGAACAGGCCCAGGCUGCAAGCCAGUUCAUUGCUGAUGUAAUCGAAAGUUCUGAAGUGAUAGAUACAGAGGAUCUGUGCAUCGAAAGAGGAAAGCUCUGCUGGGUGCUCUACUGCGACAUAAUAUGUCUUGACUACGAUGGGAAUAUAUUGGAUGCUUGUGUCAUCGCCCUGCUGGCUGCCCUCAAAAACACAAAACUCCCAGAGGUCACUGUCAACACAGAGACAUCUACACCAGAGGUUAACGUAGAAAAGAGAAGCCUGCUGCACAUUCACAAACACCCAGUCGCUGCUUCGUUUUGUGUUUUCGAUGACUCCAUUCUGAUCGUAGACCCCACAGACGAGGAGGAGAAACUUUCAACUGCUCAGCUGACUGUGGUGACCGAUGAGGAAGGUCAGCUCUGCUCUGUGCACAAACCAGGUGGAACGUCACUUUCAGGAGAGAAACUGCAGGAAUGUAUCAGCCGAGCAACAGCGCGGCAGAGAGAGAUCCAAAAACUAAUCGACAAAGUCAUAAAAAGUAUAAAAACAGCCAAAUAAAGAGGCUCAGACAAAGCUUUUUUUAUCUAAAAGCUGUAUUUUUCACUGUCAAUAUAUAUUCUUUUUUUAAUAACAAUAAAACUGCUGACAAAGA